This is a messenger RNA of Schistosoma turkestanicum, 870 nucleotides long. The record is from the annotation of a GenBank genome assembly. Lineage: Eukaryota; Metazoa; Platyhelminthes; Trematoda; Strigeidida; Schistosomatidae.
AUGAAUUGUCCGACUAUUGUUAAACAAUCCUUUCUUAAUGCAUAUGAGAAAUUAAAGUCUAUAGAGUUUAGUCGAAUUCAUAAAAUUUAUGAUAAUCUAACUGGAUUAGAUCGUGUUAGAUCCUUACAUGUUGGAGUUGUUGAAGCUGAAAAAAAUUUUAUACAGCAACAAAAUGAAAGAAGAGCGUGUCAGACAGAAGUUUUUCGGUUAGAAGAAGCUAGAAAUCGAAUUAACUUGAAACUAGAUAGUGUUAGCCGUAGUGAUGCGACUUUUUUGGAAUUAGUUACAGAAUUGCACGAGCUUUCACGUCAACAUCAACAAGCUCGUGAUAAGUUAACAUCUAUUGAAUCGUCUGAACAAGCAUCAUUUAAGCAAUUCUCUAGUAUGUUACGUCACUCACAAGCUGAAGAACGCAUUCAAGCUAGUCGAAUGCAACAAUGGACUGUUGGAUUUAGCUUAGUUGCUGGAUUGUUUGGUUUCGGUGCUACAUGGAUGCGAUUUCGUAAACUUGAUAAAGAAAGAAGGUCAUCACUUUAUUCAACUGCUACUACUGAUCAAACAAUUACUGAACAGUCCUUCCAAGAUUUAUCGUCCUCACUUCAUUCGUUCAAUCAGAGAUUAAAAAAAACAUUGGAUGAUUUAAAUAUCAUGAAAAAUACUUUGAAUGAUUCGUUAAAAACAAUGAAAGAAAAUUUGCAUUUAAUGAACAGGAAUAUCGAAAUGCUUUCUGAUGUUAAAGGUGUUCAAUUACCUGUUGAAAAUUUGACUGAGAAAAUGUCUACUAUUGAUGAAACCAAUAUAAAGUAUUAUACUUAUGGAACCGGUAUAUUAAUUUUGUCUGCUUUUAUAUUUUUUUUACUGAAUAGAUGA